AUGUCUAAUACACUUCCACUUCGUUAUAUUGUUCAAGGUCACCUGGGAGAAACACUUCCGAUAAAGACUUUCGAAUUAGAUUUUGAUGACAACAAGAAUGUUGGUGUGCUUAAAACAUCCAUUUGUGAGAAUGAAGACCUUAAAGAAUUCAUUUGUAAAAAUGAAGACCUCACUUUAUGGAAAGUUGAUAUUCCAGUGAAUGAUAGAAGAAUUAAGCAGCUUAAAACUUCAUUAGUUGAGAAAGUAUUUAAUCAUAAAUGUGAAAAAUUAUCAGAUAAUAAAGAAAUUAUAAAAGAUAUUUUCACACCCCACCUCAAAAAAAACCAUAUACAUAUUAUUGCAUCCAAUGGCAA
Molecule: messenger RNA, 353 nt
Organism: Racocetra fulgida
Lineage: Eukaryota; Fungi; Glomeromycota; Glomeromycetes; Diversisporales; Gigasporaceae
Source: the annotation of a GenBank genome assembly